AUGGACAUUUGCACCUGCACUGUUGUUGAAAGGAUUGGUAGCGAUGCCGAAUACGAUGACAAACUAUUCCACCGGGUAAUUGAAGCCAGUCCUUUGACAGAAGAUGUCAAGAAUCUUCCGGCUGGUAAUAUGCCUGAAAUUGGCUGUAACGGUGUCAAUCUGUCAGGCGGUCAAAAGACUCGGCCGGCUUUAGCAAGUGGCAGCACAAUAAGCAACAAAACACGCAUUUUGGCCACUCACGCCGAGCACCUGGCUUCGUUCAAUAACAAAGUCAUUACGCUUGAUGAUGGCUGUGCUAGAAUAGUUGAGCAGACACCAGCACAGUUUGAAGCAACCAUUGUAGCAAAUACUGAUGAAUUGGGCACUCCAGAGACAUUUGAAAGUUCAGAUAUUGGCAGCACCAGUGAUAUAGAUAAUUCGACAAAUGAUAAGGGCACUUUCACAAUCCGCCCUGAAAAUGGCGGCAGCUCAACCCUAUAA
Kickxella alabastrina is the source of this 480-nucleotide messenger RNA. RefSeq lists its product as uncharacterized. Gene Ontology annotation, biological process: transmembrane transport. Gene Ontology annotation, molecular function: ATPase-coupled transmembrane transporter activity. Gene Ontology annotation, cellular component: membrane. The coding region runs from base 1 to 480 and encodes 159 amino acids. Lineage: Eukaryota; Fungi; Kickxellomycota; Kickxellomycetes; Kickxellales; Kickxellaceae. The transcript is spliced from 4 exons. The record is from RefSeq and is a predicted model, not a curated record.